Molecule: messenger RNA, 2070 nt
Organism: Oncorhynchus nerka (sockeye salmon)
Lineage: Eukaryota; Metazoa; Chordata; Actinopteri; Salmoniformes; Salmonidae
Exons: 2
Coding region: 1-2070 (689 amino acids)
Source: RefSeq, a predicted model, not a curated record
AUGGUACUGAACCCCGUGAAUCCAUAUGACUGCUUUCAUAUUCUGCUUAACAGCAUCACUAAUGACAUCAUCACUAAUGACAUCAUCACUAAUGACAGCAUCACUAAUGACAUCAUCACUAAUGACAGCAUCGCCAAUGACAGCAUCAGCAAUGACAGCAUCACCAAUGACAGCAUCAGCAAUGACAGAAUCAACAAUGACAGCAUCACCAAUGACAGCAUCACUAAUGACAGAAUCAGCAAUGACAGCAUCACCAAUGACAGCAUCACUUAUGACAGUAUCACUAAUGACAGAAUCAACAAUGACAGCAAUGCCAAUGACAGUAUCACCAAUGACAGCAUCGCCAAUGACAGCAUCAGCAAUGACAGCAUCAGCAAUGACAGCAUCACCAAUGACAGUAUCACCAAUGACAGCAUCACCAAUGACAGCAUCACUAAUGACAGAAUCAACAAUGACAGCAUCAAUGACAGCAUCAACAAUGACAGUAUCACUAAUGACAGCAUCAACAAUGACAGCAUCGCCAAUGACAGCAUCACCAAUGACAGCAUCAGUAAUGACAGAAUCACCACUGACAGCAUUUCCCAGGACAGCAUCAGCAAUGACAGCAUCACCAAUGACAGCAUCAGCAAUGACAGCAUCACCAAUGGCAGUAUCACCAAUGACAGUAUCACCAAUGCUAGCAUCACCAAUGGCAGCAUCAGCAAUGACAGCAUCACCAAUGGCAGCAUCACCAAUGACAGCAUCAACAAUGGCAGCAUCACCAAUGACAGCAUCAGCAAUGACAGCAUCACCAAUGACAGCAUUUCCCAGGACAGCAUCAGCAAUGGCAGCAUCACCAAUGACAAUUUCACCAAUGACAGCAUUACCCAGGACAGCAUCAGCAAUGCUCGUAUCACCAAUGACAGCAUCACCAAUGACAGAAUCAGCAAUGACAGCAUCACAAAUGACAGCAUCAGCAAUGACAGCAUCACCAAUGACAGCAUUACCCAGGACAGCAUCACCAAUGACAGCAUCACUAAUGACAGAAUCAACAAUGACAGCAUCGCCAAUGACAGCAUCAACAAUGACAGUAUCAACAAUGAUAGCAUCGCCAAUGACAGCAUCACCAAUGACAGCAUCAGUAAUGACAGAAUCACCACUGACAGCAUUUCCCAGGACAGCAUCAGCAAUGACAGCAUCACCAAUGACAGCAUCAGCAAUGACAGCAUCACCAAUGGCAGUAUCACCAAUGACAGUAUCACCAAUGCUAGCAUCACCAAUGGCAGCAUCAGCAAUGACAGCAUCACCAAUGGCAGCAUCACCAAUGACAGCAUCAACAAUGGCAGCAUCACCAAUGACAGCAUCAGCAAUGACAGCAUCACCAAUGACAGCAUUUCCCAGGACAGCAUCAGCAAUGGCAGCAUCACCAAUGACAAUUUCACCAAUGACAGCAUUACCCAGGACAGCAUCAGCAAUGCUCGUAUCACCAAUGACAGCAUCACCAAUGACAGAAUCAGCAAUGACAGCAUCACAAAUGACAGCAUCAGCAAUGACAGCAUCACCAAUGACAGCAUUACCCAGGACAGCAUCACCAAUGCUAGUGUCACCAAUGACAGCAUCAGCAAUUACAGUAUCAACAAUGAGACUAUCACCAAUGACAGCAUUACCCAUGACAGCAUCACUAAUGACAGAAUCACUAAUGACAGCAUUACCAAUGGCAAUAGCAUCCAAUUAACAGCAUCACCAAUGACACAAAAACUCAAACAGGAAGUACCCGUAACACGCUUAAUACAGAAGUGGCCCAUUGAAGCGGAUGCUAAGCUACAGGACUGUUUCGCUAGCAGAGACUGGAACAUGUUCAGGGAUUCAUCCGAUGGCUUUGAAGAGUUUAACACAUCAGUCACUGGCGUCAUGAAUACAGUGACAGUGCGUACAUAUCCCAACCAGAAGUCAUGGAUUACAGGCAACAUCCGCACUGAGCUAAAGGCUAGAGCUGCUGCUUUCAAGGAGCGGGGACACUAUCUGGACUCUUAUCAGAAAUCCCGCUACGCCAUCCGACGAACCAUCAAUCAAGUGUCAAUGCAGUGCUAA